CACCGGGCAAGGGGCUACAUCGGGCACUCUGUCAAGAUCGAUGGUGAGCCAGUGGAAGACGCCAAGCGCAUCGCCGCCUCGUUGGCCGACAAGCAGCCGGGCGAGUUCUUCCUUGUCGAUGCCAAUGGCGGCAUGACGGUCGAGACGGCUCUCCGUAUGCUGCGCCUUCUCCCCGACGGCCUCGACUUUGUCCUUGAGGCGCCAUGCGCGACGUGGCGCGAGUGCAUUUCGCUGCGGCGGAGGACCAACGUCCCCAUCCACUUUGACGAACUCGCCACUAGCGACGCGUCCAUCGUGCAUAUGAUUGCUGAUGAUGCGGCUGAGGGUUUCGGUAUCAAGAUCUCCAAGAACGGUGGCUUGACGAAGAGUCGCCGCCAUAGGGACAUUGCACUCGCAGCUGGGUACACCAUGAGUUGCCAGGAGACGACAGGAUCCGAUGUCGCAUUUGCAGCUAUUGUUCAUCUUGGGCAGACCAUCCCCGAGAGACAUCUACGGUGCAUUCUCGAGUGUCGUGACAUGGUCAAGGUCAAGACUGCCGACGGCAACUUCACAGUCAAGGAUGGACGUGUACAGGCACCCACAGAGCCGGGGCUGGGCAUUACGCCUCGAAUGGAUGUCAUGGGCGAGCCUGUUGCCAGCUACUCUUGA
This is a messenger RNA of Fusarium vanettenii 77-13-4, 648 nucleotides long. RefSeq lists its product as uncharacterized. NCBI's taxonomy places the organism in Eukaryota, Fungi, Ascomycota, Sordariomycetes, Hypocreales, Nectriaceae. The transcript has a single exon. The record is from RefSeq and is a predicted model, not a curated record. The annotation marks the transcript as partial.